Molecule: messenger RNA, 2058 nt
Organism: Puccinia graminis f. sp. tritici CRL 75-36-700-3
Lineage: Eukaryota; Fungi; Basidiomycota; Pucciniomycetes; Pucciniales; Pucciniaceae
Exons: 5
Coding region: 1-2058 (685 amino acids)
Biological process (GO): microtubule-based movement; mitotic spindle assembly
Cellular component (GO): nucleus; spindle microtubule
Molecular function (GO): ATP binding; plus-end-directed microtubule motor activity; microtubule binding
Source: RefSeq, a predicted model, not a curated record
AUGUCGCGUCUAGCUCGGGCAUCCAGCAGGAUCACCAACAAUACAUCCUCAACUACCAGUAAUACUCCAGUCCCAUCGAACAACCUAUCAACAGCAGCAGCGACGCGUCCAACGACCCGAACGAGAACUGUAUCCACUCAAUCAGCUGCUCCCACCCGACCACCAUCAAGACUGAAUCAGGUUCAAGCAUCCGCAGCAACAUCAUCCUCAUCCCGUUCAACUAUCACUAGGAAAAAAUCUAGUCCUGCUAGGCUGACCAACCAAAAUGAUCUGAGAAGAACAACUGCCGAGUCGGGAAACCAAGAAGAACUUCAGCCUACUCAAGGCCCGCUUCCGGGAGCAAACAUCAAGGUGGUCGUUCGUUGCAGAGGCCUGACCGAUUCUGAACGCGCUGCAGACCCCCAGGCAGUCCUAUUAACCGGCGGAGUCAGAGGUCGUGAACUGACCGUAGACCUCAACAGUCAUCCAUCCUCCGCCGCGCCUUCCGACCAGCCUCAUGCACGCCCCCAUGACAUUCACUCCAAUCGCGACGAAGGGGCCGGCUUGGCAACUACUGAUUACAGCUCCUCCUUGGUCGACGAUCCAAAACGGAGCGCAAAUAUUAAAGUUUAUCCAUUUGAUCACGUAUUUGGUCCAGAAGCAGACCAAGCUCUGAUUUUCACCGAUGUAGUGGCCCCGAUCUUGACAGAAGUUCUGCAAGGCUACAACUGUACAAUCUUUGCUUAUGGCCAAACUGGAACAGGUAAAACAUAUACUAUGACAGGUGAUUUGAGUAUCCCAACCGCCACCACUAUCAUGCCUACUACCAAAGCCGACUCUGGGAUCAUUCCUCGCGUCUUACAUUCACUAUUCAAUAUGCUAGAAGAUUGUAGCGAGGAAGAGAAAGUGGAAUUUGGAGUUAAGGUCAGUUUUGUUGAACUGUACAACGAGGAAUUGAGGGACCUCAACUAUCUCGAAUCGUCGAACAACCUGGAGGCCAACAACCCGCCCAGCGGGUCAACCAAUCUCAAGAUCUUUGAAGACUCUAAUACUAAGAAGGGCGCCACGGGUGGAUCGGGCGUGUACAUCCAAAACUUGACCGAGACGGCGAUUUCAUCGGCCACGGAAGGGAUUAAGAUCCUCACCCUGGGUUCCUCUCGAAGACAAAUCGCCGCUACCAAAUGCAACGAACAAUCCUCGAGAUCGCACUCUGUCUUCUCGAUCACGAUCCAUGUCAAGGAGAAUAACAAGGAUGGCAAGGAAGAUCAACUCAAGAUCGGAAAGCUCAAUUUGGUCGACUUGGCCGGUAGCGAAAACGUGGGCAGGUCGGGUGCUGGGAAGGAAUUUGGUCGGGCACGGGAAGCCGGAAUGAUCAACCAGAGUCUCUUGACUCUCGGUCGGGUUAUCAACGCAUUGGUUGAAAAAAAUAGCCAUGUCCCAUACCGGGAGUCCAAACUGACUCGAUUAUUGCAAGAUUCUUUGGGCGGCAGGACGAAAACAUGCAUCAUUGCUACCGUCUCACCCUCACGUUUAAAUCUGGACGAGACGAUCUCGACGUUAGAUUACGCGUUGCGAGCCAAGUCGAUCAAGAAUCGACCGGAGCUGAAUAAUAAGAUCAACAAGUCGAUCCUCAUCAACCAAUACGUCCAUGAGAUUGAGAAACUACGACACGACUUGAUCGCGACUCGGACGAAGAAUGGGAUCUAUUUCAGCGAAGAAAGAUGGGCAGAACUGAUGCGAGACUCGGAAAACAAGAGCCGGACGUUGAUCGAGAGUAAGCGGAAGAUCGAGCUGAUCGAGCUCGAGUUGAUCGGGGUCAAGAAAGAGUUCGAGAAGUGUCUCAGGAUCUUGAACGUCAGAGAAAGUGAGAUCAAGAAGAUCCAAGACGAACUCAACCUCAAAUCGGCCGACUUCGAGAACAUGAAACAGAUCAAGGAGGGCCUUGAAAUCGACCUCUCUGAAGAAAAAAAGAUGAAGGAAAAGUUCGAAAAGAGUCGCACGAAAUGGAAAAAUCAGUGUAAAGAAGUGUACGAGGAUAAUGAAGGCCUUCGAGAAAAAAUUGGUAACACGAUCUCCUAA